AUGGAGUCGGAGGAGGAGAAGGCCAGAAGGCUCUCUAAGUGCAGGAGGAGGAAACGAGCCUUCCAGAGGCCGGUGGAGGCGGCCGAGGGCGCGAAAGCCCGGGAUCGGGAGGACAGGCCCCCUGAGGCCAAGAAACCUCACUUAUCAUCAGUUUUAUUUGUGGAAAACUGUGAAGUAACCCACAGUCAACUCCGUGAAUUGCUGAGGAAUGCAGUUUUGGGCAAAUCCACGUUUUCUAAACCCAGCUGGUGCCACCUUUUUCACCAAAACCACCUGAACAACGUGGUGGUUUUUAUUCUGCAGGGAAUGAGUCAGCUGCAUUUUUAUAAAUUCUAUUUAGAGUUUGGAUUUCUCCGAAGGACAUUCCAACAUAAAUUCUGCAUGCCUCCUCCAUCCUCAAAUUUUCUAGCUGAUAUAAUUGGAUUGCGAAUGAAACAAACAAAUGGGGAUCUUCCAAGAAUGAUGGAAGGCCCUCUGGGAGCCACUGUGAAAGCCGCUGUCAACAUACAGAAUAACCCCAUCAUUCAGAAGUAUGGCUAUAAGAGAGUGGGCUUGACCAAGUGCCUUCUGACAAAGGAAGAAAUGAAAACACAUAACUUUCCAUUACAAGGUCUUUCUGACUACAAUAACUUUGUCCCUACUAAAUGCAGUGGUUCUAUAAUGGACAAUAGCCCUCUCUUUGGACUUGGCUGUGAAAUGUGUCUCACAUCCAAGGGGAGAAAAGUAACACGCAUCUCACUGGUUGCUGAAGGAGGCCGCUGUAUUAUGGAUGAGUUUGUUCAGCCUGACAGUCAGAUUCUGCGCUCCCUCACCAGCUUCUCAGGAAUCAAAAAGAAGAUCCUUGACCCAGUGACAACCAAACUCAAAGAUGUACAGAAACAGUUAAAAGCACUGCUUCCUCCCGAUGCGGUGUUAGUGGGCCACUCUUUAAACCUGGACCUCAGGACACUGAAAAUGACACACCCAUAUAUUAUUGAUACAUCAUUGCUGUAUGUCAGAGAGCAGGGCAGAAGAUUUAAGCUAAAGUUCUUAGCUAAAGCUAUUUUGGGAAAAGACAUACAGUGUCCAAACAGUAUUGGUCAUGAUGCAACAGAAGAUGCUAGGACAACCCUUGAAUUGCUUCGGUAUUUCCUUAAGUAUGGGCCAAAGAAGAUUGCAGAACUAAAUCUAGAGGCACUUGCUAAUCAUCAAGAAUUGCAUGCAGCAAGCCAAGAGCCAAGACAGACAGCAGACAUUGUUCAGCCAGAUUCAAGUGUUUUAGAAUGCUUGGACUCAAUGAGUCAAAAACUCCUUUUGUUGACCCGUGAGACGGAGACCAGUGAACUUUCUUCUUCCAAAAACUGCCAAAUUAUUAAAUGUCUUUCGAAUAAAGAGGUUCUAGAGCAUGCCAGAGUGGAAGUCCCCCUGUUUCCCUUCAGUAUUGUCCAGUUUUCUUUUGAGCACCUUUCACCCAGCUUUACAGAGGAGAUGAACAAAAGGAUGAGGGUCAAGUGGGCAGAGAUAUCAACUGUGUAUGCAGGACCCUUUAGCAAAAAUUGCAACCUGAAGGCUCUCAAGAGACUGUUUAAGAGUUUUGGCCCAGUUCAGUUUUUAACAUUUGUUCUUGAAGCCCAUCAGCCUCAUCUUUGUAUCCAGUAUGAAGUCCUGGAAGCUGCCCAGCUGGCCAUAGAGACCUUGAAUGGCACUCUGAUAGACGGCAUCCCCAUCAAGGUGCAAAGACCCUUGACAGAGCUCACCCUCGACUGUGACACCCUUAUAAAUGAGUUGGAACGAGAUUCUGAGAACCAAGGUACUAUUUACCUGUCUGGAGUGAGCGAAAGCUUCAAAGAACACCUACUGGAGGAGCCCAACCUACUCCUUGACCUAGAAGCUGUGAUCUUGCCUAAAAGUGGAAAGGAGAAGAAAUACUGUUUCCUGAAAUUCAGCACUUUGGGCAGCGCCCAGAAGGCCCUCAACAUUCUUACCAGCAAGGACUGGAAUCUGAGAGGCAGACAGGCCCUAACCCCCAGGCACCUCCACACGUGGCUCAAAGGCCUGUCUCCCGAGUUAAGCAGGUCCCCAGGCCUUCAUGUUUUACCUCCCUCUGAGGAGCAUCAAGCCUUACAGGUUCUGAAGGUGGACCACCCCAAGAUAGCAGCCUGGCGCUGGGGCCGGAAGAUUGGAAAGCUCUAUCACAGCCUGUGCCCAGGGACCCUCUGCCUCAUCCUCCUGCCAGGAACCAAGAGCACUCACGGAUCAUUCCCUGGACUAGGACUGAUGGGCAUAAAGAAUGAAGAGGAAAGUAUCAUCCCAGAAUGGUCUUUGUGA
Messenger RNA from Elephantulus edwardii (Cape elephant shrew), 2307 nucleotides. RefSeq names its product putative RNA exonuclease NEF-sp-like (gene REXO5). The coding region runs from base 1 to 2307 and encodes 768 amino acids. Lineage: Eukaryota; Metazoa; Chordata; Mammalia; Macroscelidea; Macroscelididae. The transcript is spliced from 20 exons. The record is from RefSeq and is a predicted model, not a curated record. Gene Ontology annotation, molecular function: exonuclease activity; RNA binding. Gene Ontology annotation, cellular component: nucleus.